Messenger RNA from Neurospora crassa OR74A, 300 nucleotides. RefSeq lists its product as hypothetical. Lineage: Eukaryota; Fungi; Ascomycota; Sordariomycetes; Sordariales; Sordariaceae. The record is from RefSeq and is a predicted model, not a curated record. The transcript has a single exon. The coding region runs from base 1 to 300 and encodes 99 amino acids.
AUGCCCACGAAUCCCGAGCUCACGCAGGACACUCACAAGAUUAUCACGCUGACACCAAACGUCACCCUUUUUAGAGGUACGCUAGACAAAGAUGUCUUAGUUCACCCAACGGUUCCGCGUCGAGAACAACCAACUGGCGGAAUUUUCUGGGGCGUCAUCUCCAUUGUUGGCAGCGCCAGAAUCGACGUCGAGGGCGCUUUCCAUCUGUGUCGUGUAAAGACACCACCAGUCUGGGACGUACACAUUAAUCGAGAUGUGCAAAACCAUUACAAUCAAAAGAGGCAGAGCCCGUUUACGUAA